This is a messenger RNA of Chaetomium globosum CBS 148.51, 828 nucleotides long. RefSeq lists its product as uncharacterized. Lineage: Eukaryota; Fungi; Ascomycota; Sordariomycetes; Sordariales; Chaetomiaceae. The transcript has 2 exons. The coding region runs from base 1 to 828 and encodes 275 amino acids. The record is from RefSeq and is a predicted model, not a curated record.
AUGGGGACCCGGCAUCUCAUUUGCGUCUUUUGGAAGGGCAAAUGGUUCAUCGCCCAGUACGGCCAGUUCGAUGGCUACCCCGAAGGUCAGGGCGCCAAGAUCUUUAACUUCCUGUCAUUCGCCCGCAACGUCGAGAACCUCAAGGCCGGCCUGGAGAAUCACAUUUACGAGCCGACGGAGGAUGAGAUAACCGCCAUCUGGAAUGAAGGCGAAGCCUGGGACGACAACCAACACGAGCAAAACCUUAGGUUCAACCCCACCAUGUACGGCGUCAGGAAGCUUUAUCCCAGCAUGGCGCGGGAAACCUCUGCUGGCAUUCUGGGCAUCAUCGCUCGGGCGGGCCAGACCGAGGAGACGGAUGGUGCUGAAGACGACAAGGAAAAGAAAGUAAAGAAGAUCCCCGUGAAGCUAGAGCUGGAAUUCGCAAAUACGCUCUUUUGCGAGUGGGCCUAUGUUGUCGACCUCGACAAGGAGGUUAUGGAGGUUUAUGGCGAUUGCGAGAGAAAGCAUGAUGGUCAUCGGUUCAAGGAUGUCGGCGACGAGACGAGUGCCGUUCCUGCGUUCAUCUGUUCGCUCGACUUUUCGGAGAUCUACUUGAUGAAGAGUGACAGAGAGUUCCUGGAAAAGGUCAAGAAGGCUUGCGAAGAGAAAUCUCGGGACGAGGAGGAGGAGGAGGAGGAGGAAGACGGGGAUACCAAUCUCGAGGCUGCCGGUGAAGAGGACGAAGGCGCCGAGGGUAGCGCUAAGGGCAGCCCUUCAGGAAGGGGACAGAAUCCUGGUGGAAAGAUAGGUGGAUCUUCGAGAACCAAACCACUGAUGCCGGCCUAG